GUCGAGUCAUGUGCUGUAAUUGCAUUCUAGCAAGAAGGAGAGGUCAGGAUUGCUCACAAAAUCUUCGAAGGCAGAAAGAGGGUAAACCCAAAACCCCUCCUCCCCUUAUCCUAUCUUCUUCUCCUUCCUCAUCCUCCCCAUUGCCUCUCUCAAGAUUUCCUUCAAAAAGCACCUCACCCCACCUCUUCUCUCUCUCUCUCUCUCUCUAUAUCUAUCUCUUCUUGUUCCUUCUACAUUCAUCAAGAACAUAGCAUCCUUAACGGGGAGUGGAGUGUGGACUCCUUCUUGUUCUGUCCUGAAAGUGUGUCCAACCAAAUGGGCUGCUAGGAGGAAUCUGAAACCAAUCCUGAGAAUCUGUCCAAGACAGCCCCUUUUCACUUUCUCGGGGGAGAAUAAGAAAGGGUGUGAGUGAGAGACCAAAAUGGCUCCAAGGUCAGGGAAGGCCAAGUCUGCUAAAGCUAAAGCUGAGAAGAAGAAAAAGGAAGACAAAGUGCCCAGUGUCCUUGACAUAACUGUCAUCACCCCAUAUGACACCCAAGUUGUCCUCAAGGGCAUAUCCACUGACAGGAUUCUAGAUGUCAGGAGAUUGCUGGACAACCAUGUGCAGACAUGUCAUCUGACUAACUAUUCCCUGUCUCAUGAGGUCAAAGGGCAGAGAUUGAAUGACAGAGUAGAGGUUGCUGCCCUCAAGCCAUGUCUGCUGAGAAUGGUUGAAGAGGACUACACGGAGGAAGCCCAAGCGGUGGCCCACGUGAGGCGGCUCCUCGACAUAAUCGCGUGCACCACACGCUUCUCCAAGCCCAAGCCCACGAACAAACCCCAGCCGCCGCUCCCUUCGCCCUCCGACACACGUGCGAAGAAGAGCAGGGCCCGCAACCCUGCGCCGGACCACCCGCCCUCGCCGUCCGAUGGGAAGGCCCCGGGCGGGAGCCCGUCGGAGCCGGCCGUCUCGGCGGUCUCCCCGGAACUCGACAUGGCGGCGAUCCACCCGACCCCUAAGCUCUCCGAGUUCUACGACUUCUUCUCCUUCUCCCACCUCCCGCCUCCCAUUCUCAGUUUAAGCAGGUGUGAAAGGAAGGAUGUCGUAGAGAAGCGGGACGGGGACUAUUUCGAAAUUCAGAUUAAGAUAUGCAAUGGGAAGCUGAUGAAUGCAGUGGCAUCAGUGAAAGGGUUCUACACGGAAGGGAAGCUUUCCCUGCACAGCCACUCGCUGGUCGAUCUUCUUCAGCAGCUCAGUCGAGCUUUCACCAAUGCUUAUGAGUUAUUAAUGAAGGCUUUCGUGGAGCACAAUAAGUUUGGUAAUCUUCCGUUUGGGUUUCGGGCAAACACGUGGCUUGUCCCUCCUUCUGUUGCCGAGUCUCCCGCCAACUUCACCCCCUUACCUACAGAGGACAAGAGCUGGGGAGGCAAUGGUGGAGGUCAGGGCAGAAACCGUGAGUACAAUCACCGGUCCUGGGCAACAGAUUUCGCGAUUUUGGGUAGCCUUCCAUGCAAAACCGAGGAGGAGAGGGUGGUCCGGGAUCGAAAGGCAUUUCUACUCCACAGCCAAUUUGUUGACGUGUCAAUUUUAAAAGCAAUUUCAGCAAUAAGUAGUCUCAUAGAUUCUGUGUCGAGCACUGUAGAUAUAAAGAGUUAUGGACUGGGAACAGUUGUUAAAGACGAACGGGUUGGGGACUUGUCUAUUAUUGUGAAACGUGACAGUGAAGCUAAGCUCGGUGGGACUCAGUCGUCUAGUUCAUGUUCGAAAGAAGUUGUUGAGAGGAAUCUUCUCAAAGGGGUUACAGCAGAUGAAAGCGUUGUGGUUCGUGACAGGGAAACGCUUGGAAGUGUCAUUGUGAGACACUGUGGGUACGUUGCACAAGUAAAAGUUGUAGGCAACAUAAAGAAGGGCAAGUUUGAGGCUGGCAAACUCGAAAUUGAGGAUCAACCAAAUGGAGGAUCUAAUUCCCUGAACAUCAACAGCUUACGAGUUCUUCUUCACAAACCGAAUGAUGCUGAAUUAUUGGGAGGAGGGCAGUCAGAGGAUUCAGCUCUGGAUGGGUCAGAAGAUUCCAAGACCCGAAUCAGGGGCAUAACUAACGAAAGCUUGGUUGCACUAGAGGAGGCAAACCCUGUUCCUUCUGAAAGAUCUGUCCGGUGGGAGCUUGGUUCUUGUUGGCUGCAGCAUCUGCAAAAGAAGGAAACUCCGGGGGAGAACCGAGCUAAAAGUCCUGACAAAAAUGAUGAUGCUGAAGAAGCCGUCAAAGGACUUGGAAGGCAGUUCAAGAUGUUAAAGAAGAGGGACAAAAAGCCAAACACUGACAAUGGUGUUAGGGAAGAAGAUGUGUCGAAAACAAUGGGCACAGAGUCUGAGUUGGUUGAACAGACCAAUGGUGAAACCGAGAAUGAGACUGAAUUGAAGAAGCUAAUCUCCGAGGAAGCUUUCUUGUGCCUUAAGGAUACAGGAACUGGUCUUCAUUCAAAAUCUGCAGACGAACUUUUCAAGCUGGCAUAUAAGUAUUACGAUGAAGUUGCUUUACCGAAGCUGGUGACAGAUUUCGCAUCACUUGAGCUCUCCCCAGUGGAUGGUCAUACACUGACAGACUUCAUGCAUCUGAGGGGACUACAGAUGCGUUCAUUAGGUCGUGUGGUUGAACUUGCAGACAAACUCCCACACAUUCAAUCACUUUGUGUUCAUGAGAUGGUUACUCGAGCUUUCAAGCGCAUUCUCAAAGCAGUUAUCGCAUCUGUUGAGAACCUAGCAAACUUAUCCCAGGCCAUUGCUUCAACCCUUAAUUUCCUGCUUGGAAGCUAUGAAAUGGAAGAUAAUGAUGAUCAUCUCCUCAAACUAAGGUGGUUACGGACAUUCUUAGCAAGAAGGUUUGGCUGGACGUUGAAAGACGAGUUUCAGCACUUGAGGAAGUUUUCGAUACUUCGAGGACUUUGUCACAAAGUUGGGCUGGAGUUGGCUCCUAGAGAUUAUGACAUGGAAUCUCCGAACCCCUUCAGCAAAUGCGACGUCAUCAGCAUGGUUCCCGUGUGCAAGCAUGUAGUAUGCUCUUCAGCAGAUGGCCGAACCUUGCUGGAGUCAUCCAAGAUCGCCCUUGAUAAAGGAAAGCUCGAGGAAGCUGUUAGUUACGGAACAAAGGCACUGGCGAAGAUGAUUGCUGUCUGUGGGCCCUGGCAUCGGACAACAGCAAGUGCUUACAGUCUCCUAGCUGUUGUUCUUUAUCAUACGGGAGAUUUCAAUCAGGCAAUGAUUUAUCAGCAAAAGGCGCUGGAGAUCAAUGAGAGGGAGCUCGGGCUUGAUCAUCCUGACACGAUGAAAAGCUAUGGUGACCUCUCAGUGUUCUAUUACCGCCUUCAACACAUCGAAUUGGCUCUGAAAUAUGUAAAUCGCGCUCUGUUUCUUCUUCAUUUCACUUCCGGACUUUCUCACCCAAACACUGCUGCAACAUAUAUUAAUGUGGCUAUGAUGGAAGAGGGCAUGGGAAACGUCCAUGUGGCUCUCCGGUACCUUCAUGAAGCUCUCAAGUGCAAUCAAAGAUUACUGGGAGAAGACCAUAUACAGACCGCUGCAAGCUUCCAUGCUAUAGCAAUAGCUCUCUCUUUGAUGGAGGCAUACUCUCUGAGCGUCCAGCACGAGCAAACCACGCUAAAGAUUCUUCAGAACAAGCUUGGGCCCGAGGACCUUCGUACUCAGGAUGCUGCUGCAUGGCUUGAAUAUUUUGAGUCAAAGGCUCUGGAGCAGCAGGAGGCUGCUAGGACUGGAACUCCGAAGCCAGAUGCAUCUAUUGCGAGCAAAGGGCAUCUUAGUGUGUCCGAUCUUCUGGACUAUAUAAGCCCCGAUCAGGAAAUCAAGAGGACCGAUGCGCAGAAAAAGCAACGACGUGCAAAGUUGUUGCAGAUUACUGAUAAUGCCAAUCAAGUGCACGCCAAUACAAUAGCUGACGAUAUCACAGAAGAAAGCAAUAUUAUGAAAACUCAUGGCAUGUCAGAUGAAGCAAUUGGACCAGUCGCCAUUCAUCAGGAUGAGCAAGAAGAAAGCGACGAUGCGAGUACCAGACAAGAGCCGACUUUAACAAGCUUUGAAGAAGCAACUUCGGAUGAAGGGUGGCAAGAGGCCAAUCCCAAAGGACGAUCAGGCAACACCAAUUGCCGCAAAUCCAACAGGAAGCGGCCUGUUCUCUCGAAGCUGCAAAUAAGUGGUUCAGAGUACUCAAACGCUAACACAACAAGUAGCUCAGGGAGGGAAACCAUAUCUCCAGCAAGAAAGUCGGGACCGAGGGCCCACGUGAUAGAUCUGUACUCUUCAUUGAAGCAGCAGGUGAAGGCAGGUGCCAGUGGUGGAGAAGAUGCAAUCAGAUCAGUGCAGGAGAAAGUUCAGGCUCCCAUCGCUAAAGUCUUAACAUCUCCGGCAACACUUGCUUCCAGAUCUCUUUCGUACAAACAAGUCGCUCUAGCGCCGCCAGGUACAGUUCUGAAGCCAUUGUUGGAGAUGGACGUAGAGGAGGAACAUAACAACGCGAAAGUUGAAAUGCAGGUGCCCGAAAUUCUUCCACCGGAGAAGACGCAUGAGGUAGAUAGUGAUGCGAAUAACAGUGACUCCAUUGUCAAAAAUGAAGUUGAAGAACAUCAAGAAGAAACUAAGAAGAGUGCUUCCGAGGACAAGGAUGUUCCUGUUUUGGCCUCGAAUGAGGAAAAGCCUAAAGAAAAAAAUGGGAGUAAGCUUUCUGCUGCAGCUGAGCCAUUCCAACCAAUGAACUCAAUCCCGAUCACCAGCAUUCGUGAUGCACCAAUGGGGGUCCCACCUGUUGCCACUCGAGUUCCACGUGGACCGAGAUCGCCCUUAUACUACGGAAAGAGUCACACUUUCCGCAUGAAGCCUGGUCAAGGGAAAUACCAAGCUCCUAGAAUAAUGAACCCGCACGCUCCAGAGUAUAUACCAAGGAAAGUUUUGCAAGCUGACACGAUUGAUCAAGGUUCAGGAGGCUCGGAGAAGUCUGAUAAAGAACCGAAUGAUGAAGUUAACAAAGAUAGUGAGUCCAAGAACAGCAGCUCCGUGUCAGAAAAGUCAGAGCUUGCUCGGCAGAUUUUGCUCAACUUCAUCGUGAAGUCCGUCCAGAACGGGAUGGAGCCGGUGAGCGGGCCCACGUCUGACAAGAGUAUCGAGUAUGCAGAUAAUUCCUCGGAAGCCGUUGCAAAUGAUAGUGCGAUAAUAAAGAUCCUUUAUGGAAAUGAAGAGAAGUCUCAAUCGAGUAACAGUGAGGAGCCGAAUACGAUGAAGAAGACAGGGGAUGGAGAAGGAUUUACCGUGGUUACGAAGCGGAGGAGGAGCCGGCAGCAGCUUCCUCAAGGGGUGGCUGGGUUGUACAACCAGCAGUCCAUCUGUGCUUCGGUUCGAUGAAGAAGAGAUGAACAGAGAAGAGCCUUACACCUAUAAUCAUGAUUCUGUUUCUUAGAACAGGGAAGAAGCUUACACCAUAACACUGUAGAGAAAUGGUUAAAAGAAAAGGGGGGAGGGAGAACUUCAGUGAUCAAUCCAUUUUUCUUUCUAUUCAUUUUGGUUUUAGUCUGCAUAUGCGGGUGCUUUCGAAAAAUUUACGGUGUAGAAAGUCCUGAAUAUUUCAUCUUGUUGAAAGUUUUGAAUGACAUCAAUAAGACUGUUUUGGUUCGAGUAUU
Molecule: messenger RNA, 5661 nt
Organism: Punica granatum (pomegranate)
Lineage: Eukaryota; Viridiplantae; Streptophyta; Magnoliopsida; Myrtales; Lythraceae
Source: RefSeq, a predicted model, not a curated record